UUGUGUGUCUGGGAACCUGCUACUGGUUUCCCAUCCACGCUCACUCACUCACACACUCCUCACUCAGCCGCUCAGUCAGACAGAAAGGCUGGCUCUCCGGCAGCAAACACACACUCACAAACUACACAGCGAAGUGAAGCCGACGCGAUGCCAAACGCGAAAUGCUCCCGUGUGUUGUGAGAGGACAGCUGACAGUGAGGAAGAAGAAGAAGAAGGAGCCGUUGGAGAAAAGUGGGCGAACUGUGACAGCUGGAAGAAAAUAAACCGAAUUCGUGGACCCGCACGUGGAGAACGCGUCGUGAACAUUGAACCUCUUCACUUUAACUGUUUGUGAGCUGUUUACACCUGCCUAAUUCAACAAUGAGUGCCAAGUCAGCCAUCAACAAAGAGGUUUUCAUACCUCACGAUGAGAAGAUGCUUGCUGCUGUGCAAGUGAAGCGGAGGACAAAGAAAAAGAUCCCUUUCCUGGCUACUGGUGGUCAGGGAGAUUACAUGACCUUCAUCUGCCUCUCAGUGACAAAUAAGAAACCGUCCCAACUAUCCAUCACUAAGGUCAAGCAGUUCCAAGGAUCCUCUGCCUUUGUAAAACGGUCUGGGUGGACAAUCGACCAGCUACGGCAGGUCAAUGGCAUUGACCCCAAUAAAGACUGUCCUGAGUUUGACCUGAUGUUCGAUAAUGCGUUCGACCAGUGGGUUGCUAGUUCAGCAGGAGAGAAGUGCACCUUUAUUCAGAUUCUUCACCACACCUGCCAGCGAUACAGCUCAGCACGGAAACCAGAGUUCGUCAACUGUCAGUCCAAACUGCUAGGGGAAGACCAAGCUGUAGAUUCAGUCAUUUUCCGUUGCAAGGUCUUUUUGAACAGAAUGAAGAAAGAAUUUGUUUCACAUCAUGGUCAUCUACUGAGACAAGGUAACAGUAUACUACAUUCAGCUGCAGACAGCGUGACGAGUGCUGUACAGAAGGCCAGCCAGGCUCUGAAUGAGCGUGGCGAGCGAUUAGGCCGGGCUGAGGACAGGACUGCAGACAUGAUGAACAGUGCUGAACAGUUUGCUGUCACUGCACACAAGCUUGCCAUGAAGCACAAGUGUUAGACCACUGCCAAAACCAACUGGGCUGGGGGGGGGUUCCACAAUCGCCAGACGCUGUACAGGAGAAGGAUUCCAGAUUUUAUUCUUUUUAAAAAAUUUUAAUAUCAUUAAUAUUUGUUAACAAUGUUAACAUUUUAAUGUUUUGGGUUUUUGUACUCUGGUGCAUCUCGUUUUUAAUGAUGGCGAUGCAUCGAACAGAUGGGAGGAAGAGAGAUAAACAACGCUACUUCAGACUGUCAACAGAAUGUUUCAUGCUUCUGUUUGCCAAACAAGUUACAAGCCACAUCCAUGACUGUACUUGACAAUGGCAGUCACUCAAUAUACUUUCCCCUUUCAUAUGCUCAGACACUAAUAUGAGUGCACACAAACUGACAUGUCAUUAUCAGCAAACCUUCCGAGAUGAGGACUGGUUUAUCUCACUUGAUAUUAAUUGUUAAGCUUGUGAACGCUGCAGUGAUUCUGAAGUCUAAUGCAUGAGGGAAGGACCAUCUCCUGGGUUUUCACAAGUGAGACUCUGGAUUGGGUUUAGGUUACCACAUUAAUAUAUAGUACAUAUAUACCUAAAGAUAGACUAGCUUUAAUGUUUUGUUGGUACCUAGAUACAUAUUUUGACAUCAAAUUUGGUAGAAUGGAUUGCUGGAUUACCAGAUAAAAGAGAUGAUCUCAUCUGUUGAAGAAUCACAAAGUAUCCCAAUUUUUUUUUUCUAUGCUUUGACUCUUGGGCAUUGAACUCUUUUAGUCUGUUUUCUCUGCCCAUGAUUUCAAACUGCAUUACGUCAGUAUUGCUCAAAAUAUUUUCAACAUAUCAUUUCAUAAACUGCCGAUGAAACUGGAGAGAGUGGUUUGAGUGAUGGUAUAAUAUAAAAAUGGUGAAAUAUUAAAUCCUCUGUUAGACUUGUCUAUCAUUCAAAAACAACCAAAACUACAUGGAAUACAGUUGCCAACAUUUUUUGACGUGUACUUGAAGAACUUCGUUUUAAGAAUAAGCUUUUUAAGUGUAUUAUUGUUAUUCCGUAUAAUUUAUGCUACAGGGGAACAAUUCAGUAAACCAGCUUCUGCGCUGUAAAAAGCAACCUGUAAUUCUUCUAGUACUACUAUCUCAAUGUCUGUAGAACUAAUUUGUCCCUGGAACAUGGGAUGUUUUAAUAUUAAUCCUGGCUGUAUUUCAACUUUAAACAUUCAGUAGUCAUAUCUUGUGCUUUUUGUAUAAUUUGGGUUGGUGAUUAUAAUGAUGUGUAUGCUGAUAAAGGACAAAAUGUUUCAAAUAGAAGCAGUGUGUGGUAGUUUUUUUUUUGUUUUUUUUUUGGUGGCUCUGCUCACACUGACUCUUAACUUUGGCUUCCUUGCUAGCAAGACACCACCCUCACACUUGAGAGAUCUUUGAUUCUUUUUAUAUUUUGGAUUUUAUAAUUCGUGAUGUUACAAUGCACUGAUGACCUUAUCUUGCAGAGCACUGUUGAGUUCAUAAUGAAACGUUCCAGUUGCCUAACUCUUAGCGUGCUUUUAUUCCUCUCUAACACUUGGGAUGUUUAUUGUUUCAAUUUAAAAAAGACAGAAAAAUGAAUUUAUAUUAUUAUCAGUGUCCUUUUUUUAUAGCCAGCUCUAACAAUUCCAUCAAACAAUGGAAUCAGAAGUUGUACAUUUAUUUUGUGGACUAUUUUUUUUUUUUUAUCAUUACUACAUUCCUGUAUUUACAUCAAUGUUCCCUUUUCAUAGACAAUAAGCUGCCAAAAACUCAGUGUCUCAAGGGCCAUUAAGUCAUUUUCUGUGUCUGAUGUGCUCAGUUUAACUUCAUGCUUUAGCAAUGCUCUCAUCACACUGAUCUCAACUCUCUACUGUAAGAUGUAAAAUAAAGUCCAGUUCACAAUCACAAUAAAAUGGUCUUUAUUA
Messenger RNA from Amphiprion ocellaris (clown anemonefish), 2979 nucleotides. It is a transcript of the gene stxbp6, whose product is annotated as syntaxin binding protein 6 (amisyn). NCBI's taxonomy places the organism in Eukaryota, Metazoa, Chordata, Actinopteri, Pomacentridae. The record is from RefSeq and is a predicted model, not a curated record. Gene Ontology annotation, molecular function: phosphatidylinositol-4,5-bisphosphate binding. Gene Ontology annotation, biological process: regulation of SNARE complex assembly; Golgi to plasma membrane transport; exocytosis. Bases 361 to 1092 code for a protein of 243 amino acids. Gene Ontology annotation, cellular component: exocyst; plasma membrane. The transcript has 7 exons.